CGUUAUACUUAAUACCGAGCCUUCUCCCAGAGCCACAAUGGAGGCCGUUUCCCCUAGCGACAAUGCUCUGCGACUGAAGACCUUGUACGCUGACAAGUGAUCAUGGCCGCCGCGUGGGUUUUACGCAGGUGGUGUUCGAGCGCUGCUCGUGCCGCUGAGGAGCAAAGCGGAGCAACACGAAUCAAGGGAUCGCUGUGGAACAGAGCGCGGGACAGUCGCAUAGGGCUCUGGCUCAGCAGUCUCCUUGGCGAUUACCGGGAGGCCUGUCGUGAUGUCAUUGUGGGCCUGCGGGAGCGGCCACUCAAAGCUGCUGCCUACCUCUCCCUGCUGGGCGGAGUCUGGGGCUGUUACCAUAGAAACCCCGGCCCCGCCUCCUUUGAGAGCUGCCUCUUGGAGGCCUCCAACACGCUACUGCUCCUGUCGCCGUGGAUACGGAGCGGCACAGCGGAUGCCCACGUGCAGGGGCUGGUCUGGCUGCGGAACGAGGGGCGCCUGCGCUGCCUGAACCUGGGCGUGGCCACGCUGGCGUACAGCGCGCCCUUCGACCCCGACAGCAGCCUGUACGAGGCACGCUGCCCUCACCUGCGGCCCCGCUGGCUGGAGCUGCCCGAGCGGCUGCUGGACGUGGGCUUUCUGGGCCGCUGGUGGGUGCUGGAGAGGCACAUGAGGGACUGUGAUAUCAAUGAAGAGGAGUUCCGGCACCUGCCUUCACACCUGCGCUCCCUGUCCCCCUCCGCCCUGCGCUCCGAGGUCAACGAGCAGCUGCACAGGGACUCCCAGCACCCCGUCACGCUCAGCCAGGCUGACAUCGCCCAAGCCGAGCUCCAGGAUCUGGAGGAGGCGAAGGGGAGCAGCAGGGGGCAGGGGCUCCAGCCACCCCUGUGACGGCAGGACACGGACUUGACCUUCGCCCCCCCAGCCCUAGAAACGGCAGCCCUGUCCCUGUGUCUGACAUGUUUGUGUUCUGUUCCACUGCGGCUAUCUGCUUGCUGCCAUUUUCCAAUAAGAGCAGAGAGAGCCUGAAACUCAGUGAUAAGCUGUGUAAAGAGACAGUUUCCCUCAAUAAAAUGAUAAACAGUGUUUUGAGAGUGCCUGGGAAAAAGCAAUACGUUGGCAAACUGUGUCUCGUUUAGUUUUAUAUUUGGAAUUAAAAGUAAUGAACAAUG
Molecule: messenger RNA, 1166 nt
Organism: Lepisosteus oculatus (spotted gar)
Lineage: Eukaryota; Metazoa; Chordata; Actinopteri; Semionotiformes; Lepisosteidae
Gene: timm29
Product: translocase of inner mitochondrial membrane 29
Biological process (GO): protein insertion into mitochondrial inner membrane
Cellular component (GO): TIM22 mitochondrial import inner membrane insertion complex
Source: RefSeq, a predicted model, not a curated record